GACGCGGAAGUCUUCGAGGGACCUCCCAGAGACUCCUCGCUGCUGCUGCUCCUCGCUGCUCCUCGCUCGGGAGGAGGGAGAAUCUCGGAGCUCCGUGGGGGAAUCUGCCGCACGUGGAGCUCUGCACCAGCCAGGGGUUUGUUGCAAGAUUCCUCGCCACGCCGUCCAAGACCCCGCGAACUCCAUCUGCCGAGCGAGGGAGGUGGUGGGACCGCGACCCUCCCUAACCCCAGCGCCCCGCGCAGAGAUCGGACAUCACUCCCCCCCAUCCUCCACCACCCGCUGCGUCUUGUCAGCUCGCUCCACGGCUGUCCAACCACCCGGGGCAUGGAGUGGGAAGAGGUGAAGAAGAGGAAGAUGAUCGAUGACGGCGCUGUCGCAGCGGACGUCUCGUCACCUGGAGAUCACGCGGACACAGGAGUCCUGGCAGACGCCGCCAACGUUAACGAAGUCGACUCAAACAGCAUUAUGGACCCUCAACUGGAGUACAACAUGAACCAUGCAUCUCGGGGGCUGGCGCUGAUCUUCAACCACGAGGAAUUCCACUGGACCCUGCGUCUGAACAAGCGCCGUGGCACGCAGGCCGACUCCAACAACCUCGAGCGCAGGCUGCGUAAUCUGGGGUUCACGGUGCACGUCCACAAAGACAUCUGCACCACGGAGUUCCACCAGGUCAUCCUUCAGGCUGCCAAGGCGGACCAUUCGAGCUUUGACUGCUUCGUGUGCGCGGUGUUCACGCACGGCGAGCCCGGCACGCUCUACACCAAGGACGGCCUCGUCAAAACCAACGACAUCCUGGAGCAGUUCCGCGGCACGGUGUGCCCCUCGCUCGUCGGCAAGCCCAAGAUCUUCAUCUUCCAGGCGUGCCGCGGGGACAAGCACGAUGAGCCGGUGCUGGUGGAGACGGACGCGGUGGACCACUACCUGGUGCCCGAGGAGAACGUGGUGGUGGCCGACGCCGGCAUCGCCCCCACGCUGCCCUCCGCAGCGGACUUCCUGCUCUGCUACUCCGUGGCCGAAGGCUACUACUCUCACCGCGAGACGGUGAACGGCUCGUGGUACAUCCAGGACCUGGUGACGGCGCUGGAGCGCCACGGCUCGGAGCUGGAGCUGCUGGAGCUGCUGACGCUCGUCAACCGCAUGGUGGCCGCGCGCUGCGUCGACCGCUCCAACGACAUCAAAUCGCUGGGCAAGAAGCAGGUGCCCUGCUUCCUGUCCAUGCUGACCCGCAAGCUCUACUUCCGGGUCAAGCAGCCGACCAAUCAGAUCGCCUAAACAAGCGGGCGGCAGCGGCCGUAGCGGGAAGACCCCGGCACACGCCGGGCGGGCGACCCGGGGCGGCGCCGGGUGACUUGUACGGCGCAGCGGACGGGAGGCCACCGGAAAGUCGAGCUGCGACGGCCGACAAGGCGCCCCGACUCACCGGAGCCGCAGGCCGACCGGUGGGGGGCGGGGGGGGGUUGCCGCCUGUGUCUAGGUGUGAGGAGGUAGACGUCGACCCGUGGUGGUGGGGGGGGGUGGCGGGGGGGGGGUAAGGAAAUCUGUAAGAAGUUUUCUCGGGAGCAGUCUGGGUUUUUUUGUGUCGCUUGGGAAAUGAUUGUCACGACGAUGAGAGCAGGAGUAGGAACGCCGCAACACUCCAGACGGCACUAACCUUGUAGCUACGCAAGCCCGCAGGCUGUGUGCCGGAGGCUGUGUGCCGGAGGCUGUACGGCGACGAGUUUGCAAUUUCAUUUAACGAGAAGUGAAAAUAAAAAGCCUCUAAGAUUCCGGUGGAGCGACACCGUCGCCGCACGGCGUCGCCAUGGCGAGCGUUGCUGCGGCUUUUUAACCAGCAACUGCAUCGCCAAACUAAAACUGGCCGAGUGACCGGCUCAACCGUUCGCCAAGAUCAACGGGGUGAGCGGCAGCGAGAUCAGCGGGCUGUUUUGCCCAACCAACCACGGGGAAUCCAGUUGACGGGAGACGGACCAGCUGACCGUUCACCGGGGCACGGUGCCCCCCAAAUAGAUAUAUACAUAUUUGGGGGGCACUGCACCUCAUUAAUUUUCGCACGUAUCCUCGGGGUUAUGGGGACAUGGUUUAAGGGCUUCUGGUUAUGUCUAAGGGACAGGGUUUAGGGAUAGUUUUGUUACUGGUUACGCAUUAGGGGUUAGGGAUAGGGUUACAGGCUUGGUAUUAGGGAUAGGAUUGAGGGUCAGGGGUCAGGCAUUCGGGAUUUAUGUAUGUUGAACUUCUUUCACACCGUACGUAGCCAGCCAUGCUAAUCGGAGGGGUUAAGAGUAGAGAGUAGCAGUGAGACAUUACAGAUAGGGUUUAAGGCUCGCGAUAAGGCUAGGGGUUAGGCCUUGAGAUCGGAGUUAGGUUUAGGGGCUAUGGUUUAGGGUUAGACCCGACGUUCGCUCGAGGCCAAACAGAGAAAUCAUUUCACAAGAGCUUUUACAAAGGUUCUUAUUGAAAUUACACGGACGGGAGACAAAUAAGCAACGAGACAGCUUGCUCGGCUAUAAAAACACGAGGCUUUGAAAACAUUGUCGAGGGAGCACCGACGGUCAGAGCGAUGCGCGCUCCGGGUUGGUGGCGAGGGGGGGGGCGGCGAUCGCGCGUAACGAAACGAAACAUCGCGGGACGUAAUGCACUUACGUCAAACUUAUUUCGCCACCGUACGUAGCCAACCACGCUAAUGGUAGUGCGGCUCUUUAGCUUAGGGAACCUGCCCCCACCCUCACCCCCACCCUCGCCCCCACCCUCGCCCCCACCCUC
Lethenteron reissneri (Far Eastern brook lamprey) is the source of this 2763-nucleotide messenger RNA. It is a transcript of the gene CASP6, whose product is annotated as caspase 6. Gene Ontology annotation, biological process: proteolysis; positive regulation of neuron apoptotic process; apoptotic process. Gene Ontology annotation, cellular component: cytoplasm. Gene Ontology annotation, molecular function: cysteine-type endopeptidase activity. The record is from RefSeq and is a predicted model, not a curated record. Lineage: Eukaryota; Metazoa; Chordata; Hyperoartia; Petromyzontiformes; Petromyzontidae.